Molecule: messenger RNA, 1918 nt
Organism: Suncus etruscus (white-toothed pygmy shrew)
Lineage: Eukaryota; Metazoa; Chordata; Mammalia; Eulipotyphla; Soricidae
Gene: PRIM2
Product: DNA primase subunit 2
Exons: 14
Coding region: 1-1617 (538 amino acids)
Biological process (GO): DNA replication, synthesis of primer
Cellular component (GO): alpha DNA polymerase:primase complex
Source: RefSeq, a predicted model, not a curated record
AUGCAGAGCUUUUUCCUGGCUCUGUGCUCAGGGAUGCGCCCUGAUGUGCUCGGGACUGGGAAAAGGCUGAGCCCAGCCUUUGGGAAGGUAACAAAAUGUCAGUUUUCUGGUGGAAGGCGAAAGAAAUUGAAGUUGGCUGGGGACCAGAGGAAUGCUUGCUACCCUCAUAGUCUUCAGUUUUAUUUGCGGCCACCUUCUGAAAACAUCUCCUUAAUAGAAUUUGAAACCUUGGCUAUUGACAGAGUUAAAUUGCUAAAAACAGUUGAAAAUCUUGGUGUGAGCUAUUUGAAAGGAACUGAGCAAUACCAGAGUAAAUUGGAGACUGAAAUUCGGAAGCUCAAGUUUUCCUAUAGAGAAAAUUUGGAAGAAUAUGAACCAAGAAGAAGGGACCAUAUUUCUCACUUUAUUUUGCGCCUUGCUUAUUGCCAGUCUGAAGAUCUUAGACGCUGGUUCAUUCAACAAGAAAUGGAUCUCCUUCGAUUUCGAUUCAGUAUUUUACCAAAGGAAAAAAUUCAAGAUUUCUUAAAUGAUAGUCAUUUGCAGUUUGAAGCUAUAAAUGAUGAAGAGAAGAACCUUCAUGAACAGGAUAUUAUUGCUUCUUCACCCUGUUUGAGUGGAGCCAAGUUAGAGUUGGAGUCUGUUUAUAAGAUCCCCUUUGCUGAUGCUUUGGAUUUAUUUCGAGGAAGGAAAGUCUAUUUGGAAGAUGGCUUUGCUUAUGUGCCACUUAAGGACAUUGUGGCAAUCAUCCUUAAUGAAUUUAGAUCCAAACUGUCCAAGGCUUUGGCAUUAACAGCCAGAUCCUUGCCUGCUGUGCAGUCUGAUGAGAGACUUCAGCCUCUGCUUAACCACCUCAGUAAUUCCUAUACUGGUCAAGAUUACAGCGCACAGGGAAAUGUUGGAAAGAUUUCUUUAGAUCAGAUUGACUCGCUUUCUGCCAAAUCCUUUCCACCUUGCAUGCGCCAGUUACAUAAAGCCUUGCGGGAAAACCACCAUCUCCGUCAUGGUGGCAGAAUGCAAUAUGGUCUCUUCUUGAAGGGCAUAGGUUUAACAUUGGAGCAAGCAUUGCAAUUCUGGAAGCAAGAAUUUACCAGAGGAAAGAUGGAUCCAGAUAAGUUUGAUAAAGGCUAUUCUUAUAAUAUUCGCCAUAGCUUUGGAAAAGAAGGGAAGAGGACUGACUAUACACCUUUCAGUUGUCUGAAGAUUAUUCUAACCAAUCCACCAAGCCAUGGGGAUUAUCAUGGGUGCCCAUUCCGUCAUAGUGAUCCAGAGCUGCUGCGGCAGAAACUGCUGUCAUACAAGAUCUCUCCUGGAGGGAUAAACCAGAUUCUGGAUUUAGUAAAAGGAACACAUUACCAGGUAGCUUGUCAGAAGUACUUUGAGAUGAUACAUAACGUUGAUGAUUGUGGCUUUUCUUUGAGUCAUCCUAAUCAAUUCUUUUUUGAGAGCCAGCGGAUUUUAAAUGGUGGCAAAGACAUCAAGAAGGAAUCUAUUCAACCAAAGACUCCUCAACACAAAGCAAGUGUUCAGAAAACCAAGGAAGCAUUAUCUUCACAGGCCUCUUUAAAUUCCUCUCUGGAAAUGGAUAUUGAGGGACUGGAGAGUUACUUCAGUGACUGAUUUUUAGUAAUCCUUUUUACUCACUAACUUUCAUCAACUUUUUAAGACUUGGCUUGGCUUGUUUUGUUUUGUUUUGUUUUGGAGAGCAUACCUGGUAGUGUGCAAUGGUUAAUUCUGGUUCUCUGCACUCAAAUCAUUGCUGGCAGUUCUCUGGGAAACAUCGGAUGCCAAGAAUCAAACCCAGAUGUGCCACAUGGUUGUACUACCACACUGACCCUAGAUUUGGCUUUUUAAUGCCUUUUUAUUAAUUUUCCCUCCACCUCAUUCCAUUUCUGUGUGCUCGUACUUCUUAGGCUUGUAG